AUGAAAGUGCAAGUUUACUUUAAUAAUAUUGUUGACAUGGAGGAAUUCAAUGCCACCAUUGAUCCUGGUGAAAGGGUCAUCCAGAAAAGAGACAAAGAAGAUCUGGAUACAUCGGGUGACUUUGUUGAUCUCCAGCCUCUUGCUAUUGAUGGAGUCAGCACCGACUAUGUUGAUUUCAAUAUGAACAAUGUUGAUGAGCUCCUUCAUCGGACAGAAGCCCUGGAGAAGGAGAGUGCCCAUGAUCCUGACAACUACCUCAUUCCUGGAUAUGAUUUCAAGGAAGAUUCUAAAGAUAGAAAUGGGGAAAGACCAAGUGAUAUGCCCAUAGUGCAAGAAAAUUCCCAUGAGGACAUACCAUCCAUUUUCCCAAAGUCAACUGAAGGGUGCCAGACAUCAACAAUCUCAAGUACUUUAAAUGGUUCUACAAGUGAGCCACUGGUGUCUGAAGCAGGUGUCAGUGGAGUUACAGAAGUCCCUGCACUCAGUGAUGGUGGAGAUUCCAUCAAAUCAAUGGAUCCCCAAGAUGUGAAUAAUUCUGAAAUAGAUCUACUUCCAGAGUCACCUCGAACGAGUCAAGAAACAUCCCAAGAAACAAAUCAAGUUGCAACUGUGAAUCACAAUCCUGAUUUUCAGAAUGGAGAUUCAUCUUCAAGAAAGCACAGACCAACAUCUCGCAUCUUCCUUCCCAAAAAGGCAGAGGAAGAAAACAAUGAAACUGCUUCUGAACUGGCAGAGGAUCCCAAUAAGAUGAGGAGGAAGAGAAGUGUGGUAUCAUAUCGUGAUAUGAUCCAAGGUGGGCUUUAUCCUACCAAGUCCCACUUAGCUCCUGUUGCAGUAUCAAAAGCAAGGAAGAGUGAGGAACAGCCACAGAAAAGACGUAAUUCACAGUUCACUCGUGGAAAUAGAGAAUUCCCCAACCGUAAAAGCUUUGAGAAAUUUUCUAGUCUUUCAAAGCAGACUUCUGCACAUUUGAAGCCUAAGGCAUGUGACACAGAUGAUGGCAUGAAUGACAGUCAGCAUCCCCCUUCCCAUCAGUCUAAAUUGAGUAUGGAUAUCAAUCAAGCUAGCACCCCUGGCUUUAUUCCAAACUGCUCAUCAGGACUAUCUGAUCAAGUUACUGAUAGUCCAACUCCCAUUCCAAAGGUUGAGCCCAAUGUGGAAGAUGUAGGAAAUGCAUCUGAUCACCGCAAGCAAGUCCAAGUACCUAAAGACUUCAAGAUUGAGGUCCAAGAGGAUCUUGUAGUGCAGCCAGCUUCUCAGCCUAUGACUCGCUUGCAAAGAAAAGUUAGUUUGCCUGCAAAAACUGAGGAUCUCAUCAACACUACCAGAACUGUUCCUGGUACACGGCUCAUACGUGGAGCAUCUGGGAAGCUGCGAUUGAGUUGUAAACGUGAGAGGCGCCUACAUCCAAAUGCCAUAACUGGCAUCUUAAGGGAGCCAGGGCUACCUCGAGCUCUUGUUAAAAUAGAUGCAGCUCUUGAGGGAGCUGAGGUUGCUUCUAAGUGUGCCACAAAGGAAAUUCAAGCCUCAGUUGGAACAUCUAUGCGUAAAUCUAAUAGAGAUAGGCGACAAAAGUCAUUCUCAUCCAUUGAACCCAAUGUGCGAAGUGAAAAAGAUAAAAUUAGCAAGGCUACACGUGAAGAAGCAGAACGGAAAGAGCCAUCAGGAUCAGUUCUUAGACGGACUCUAAAGGUGGGACAUGUUCAAAAAGAUAAAUCUGAUUCUGCACGUGAUUCUGAAGGAGCUGAUCAAGGGGUUGCAGACCAUGGGAACUCUGGUGACAUCAAUGAGGGGAAAAUCAUUAGACGCAUACCAAGAUUCAGACCACCUAGACAGAAGAACCUUCAAAAAGUCAGCACUGCUCAGAUCUCAGAGGCUUCAACCAACCAUGAUGAUGAGAAAUCCAGGCCUCCCUUGGAGGGGUUUCCAUCCACUUCCAAGAGUCGUCCAUGCCCCAUAUGUUUCUUCAUGUUUGAGAGUGAAGAGAAACUCUCUCAGCAUAAGGAAAAAGUGCACCCAGAAGCUGUGUCUGAUGCAGAUGAUGACGAGGAUGUAUCUGAUGAGGUGGAAGUCAUGUCAGUUGAUAUAGAAGAUGUGAUAGAAGGUCAGGACUUGACACUUGAAGAUAACAUCUCAGAGGCAGAUCUUGAUAAAUCAUUUGAUUUUGACCUCCCACCUGAUGAUGUCUCAGAUGCAGGCCUUGAUCAUUCUACUGACUUGCUGUCACAAGAUGGGAUCUCAGGAUUGGACCUUGAUCAUUCUGACCUACCACCUCAAGAAAACAUCUCUGAGUCAAACCUUGAUCAGUCAAAGGAUUCCAUGGUUAGCACCACCCCUUCUAGGAGUAGAAUGGAAUCAGAUGUUGAAAAGUCAAGGCAAGUUAGAAAACCUCAUGCUGAUAUGAAGAUAAAAAGGAGAAAUUUGUCUUCUUUUGGUGACAAUGAAUCAUCAAAGCAAGAUGCAGAUUUUAUGGACACAGAUGAAGUGGAAAGGGGGGAUGCUUUAUUGGGAAGCCCAAGGACACGAAGAGCCUGGAAACCAUCCAUGAAAUUCCAAGAGUGUCUUCAGACUGGUGAAUACUUCAAAGCAGAGCUGAAGGCACGACAGAGCAAGAAGGCAUCUGACAAGGAAGACGAGUCUGAACCUGAGGACACUGCAAAUGUUGAUCAAAAGAAGAAAGACCAAGACUACAAACCAUCAGCUCCUGCAAGUGUCAAAUCCAGCCCAGCUAAGAGGAAGGUAUCAGAAAGCCCACCCCAGCCCCAGUCUGUGAGAAUGGCAUCCCAGAAGGUGCCUCGAGUUGUGGAUUCAUCAAUAAGUGGAGCAAGACCUGGGAAGAUUGAAUGUGGUGUUUGCCGGUCAGUGAAGUUCUACAGUCACAUCUUGCAGGCCCGCAAAUGGGGAGUAUAUGCCUGUGAGCCUUGUCGAAAGUUCAUAACCAGAAGCAUUGCUCAUGGACCCACUCGUGAAUUCAAGUGUGCAGAUCACCCAGAGCGGUGUGGUCUGCAGAUUCCUCCCCGUUGCCCGGCUUGUUGGGCAUUCCGAUGCAUCCAGCGAUGUCCACAAAUCCAGCCCCACUUGGAAAAGGCCGUUCUUCAAAAGCUCCCAGAUAAACAUCGUCAAAUGUUUCGGGAAGAAGGGAAGGAAAGACGAUUCUUUGGGGAUUGUACACCUGCCACACUGGAGGAAGUGCAUAAGCACAAUUACAACAGCAUCAUUGGGACAGGUCUUGCUGCAAAGAAGACAAAGACAAGGGCUCCUGCAGAGUGUCACUUUGAGCAAGAUGAUGACAACAGUGAGACAGGUAGACGUAGUCAAGGUUCUGAUUUUGAUGCAGGUGGUCAAGGACGCAGAAGUAGAGUUCCAAGGGUGUAUGAGAAUGAUGACAUCAGUGAAGCUGGAAACAAGAAAUUGAAAGUGGUGGUUGGAGGAAGGAUGAAGCAUUCUCAACAUGUAGCUGCCGAUGCACUCAGGAAACGUGCAGCCAAAUUCAAAAGAGGUCCAAAUGCUCCAGGGAACGGGAGAAGGCAACGGACUCCUCUCAAGUUGAAGAAUGAGGUGGCCGUAAAGAGGAGGAAAGGUCCACUGAUCAAAACCAUUGCAAGUCAGAAGAUAAGGAAGAAUGGGGAGGUCCUUGAUGCAUCUGGAGAGCCCCCUAUCAGGAAUGGGAAAGGAAAGCGACCUGGAAAUUUCCGUGGUCCUCGGGUGAAGCACGUUUGUCGGACGGCCUCCAUGGUCUUCCGCUAUCCCUUAGCUGUGAAAGAGGAGGAUGAGUUGACUGCCCUGGACCAACAGGGCCAAGGUGAAGAGGGUCUGAGUCAUUUUUUAGAGGAUGUGUCUGAAUCCUUCCAAGACAUCGGUAUGGAGCAUUCAGAGCUGGAGGACCCAGUGAAGAUGCUAGAAGCUGUUGGACCUGAUCCAAGAUCGUCUCUGGAGUCUGAAUUGGCCGAAUCGGCAUCAGCUCUUGCAGAAAUCUUGGGAGAGGAUGAGGAAGACAUGAGCCUCAAACGAAACAAGAAAAAAAGUAACCAGAAGACCUCAAACAAAUCACGUAGCAAUCAGUGCCCUUAUUGCCUCAAAGUAAUCAAGAGAUCAGGCUUCAUGCAGAAACAUAUUCUAGCUUAUCACACAAAGCCUAAAUGUAGGGAAUCUCAGGAAGAAAGUAAAGAAGUUCCACCUAGUGGGGAGACAGACUUGUCAAGUGCAAGUAAUGCAAAGGAAGAAGAGAAGGAAGGCAAAUUUGGGAAAAUGGAGACCACGGUCGACCUUCCUGCCAAAAAGGGCCAGGUGGAAAAGAAGCAUUUGAAGAGAAAGAAGGCACAGGUUGAUCCUGCAUUUUCCAUCAGCAUUGAUUAUCAUGAGGCUUACCGAGUUGAAGAUGUUGCCAAGCAGGGCUUUGCUGUGAUCUCAGCUUGUCAUCUGGAUGUGGACAUCAUGUGUUACAUGUGUGGGAGUGCAGGAUACUAUGAGUUCCUUUUCUGCUCAGUAUGCUGUGAACCAUUCCAUCCCUUCUGUGCCACACCACCUCCAAAUGAAGAUGAAGUGGAGCAGAACUGGGUUUGUUCCCGCUGCCUAACAUGCCACACAUGCGGACUUGUGUCCCCUGAUCGUACAUGCUCCAGCUGCCAUAAGCAUUAUCAUACAGCUUGCCUCAGGGAGCAUUCUGGAGAUGCCGAAGGCAAGGAUUCCAAGAAACUUCCCAAAUGGAUGAUGGAAUGUUCGAAGUGUUGCAGUUGGGUCCAUGCCAAAUGUGAAGGGCUAUCAGAUGAAUCUUAUCAAAUCCUCAGCUUUCUGCCAGACAGUGUUGAGUAUAUUUGCAGUGUGUGCUACCCACUCAUGAAUGAAGGACUGAAUGAGGAAUUUCUUGAGCCCCCAUUAUGGAAGUCAGCCAUUGAGGAGAAACUCUAUGUAGGUCUCACUGAAAUCCUCCAUAAGGCCAUCAAGUGGAAAGAUGACAUGGAAGUUGCUCGGCUGAAGAAGAAGGAAGAUGAAGAUGCUCUUGCUGGCAUUUCAUUUGAGGUGGAUGAGUCUGGUGAAGUCCGUGGUUGUCCAGAAGCUUUGGCCGCCCUCAUUAGUCAAGGAACCGGCCCAACUUUCAAGCUUCACCUAUCACCUGAAGAUGAGACCAAAGAGGAGAAUAUGGAUGAACCCAUGGAAAUGGAAUCCAAAGCUGAACCCUCUUCCAAGACGCUUGACAGUGUUGAGGAAAACUUGUUGGAAAAAGGAUAUCGGAACAUACGUGCAUUCUUGGUGGAUCUCAGUGCAGCAUUAAGGAAUGAAGCUGGGACAUGCUCUAAUAAUGAGGCUCAGGAGAUGUGCUAUAGGUUCACCAGGGAAGUCUUCUCCUGGUUUCAGCCUGAAAUCCAUCUCCUUGAACCCCAAGAAGACACUGGGAAGCCAGUAAAGACUCCAGUUGCUUCUUCUGACCAUAUCUAUUCCUCUCACCCAGAGGCAGUGAAGGUAAUUCCAGUGAAAGGAGUUCCCAAUCACAAACUAGUGCAAACAAGGAGGUGCCUCUUGUGCAUGCAGUCCGGCGAUGAUCUGAAUGAACGUGCCGAUCGACUCAUCUCAUGUGGAGGGACCAUCUGGAGUCAUGUCAACUGCCUCUUAUGGUCCUCGGAAGCAUGGGAAGAUGCAGAUGGAUCACUGAAAGAUGUCUCUGUCGUGCUAACAAGGGCCCUAGGGAUCUGCUGUCAAGUCUGUGAGAAACGAGGUGCAACUAUUGGGUGUCAAGUGGCUGACUGUGGAAAGUCCUUUCACUUUGGAUGUGCCUUGAAAGCAAGGUGUGUCUUCACCCACUUGGGUCAUUGCUAUUGUGCCCCCCAUGCAAAUUUGGCACGUAACAUCACCACCGACUUCCCUCUCAUUCGCUCGGUCCAUGUGGACAUGGAGUCUCUCCAGUCAGCAGAUCGCAAGGGACUGUACUACAUGGCCAAAAAGGUUGCAGAUAGACGGAAUGUGCAGUUGAUCAUUGGUGCCAUGAGAGUGACCAGUCUGGGAUGGAUCUGCUCUGCAUCUGACACAGAGGCAGCUCUCAUUCCAGCUGACUUCCACAUGCAGCGUCUCUUCUGGAGUGUGGAAGACCCCAAGAAAAGAGUCAUGUAUGAGUUCUCUUCAAAGUUUGUACCCAGAGAGGAGGAGCUAAGCAUGGCACCUGAAUGGGACCAAAAUUGGACCAUUUCUCAUUUGGAAAUGAGUGAAGAAGCCAUUGCAAAAGUCUGGAAGGAGAUUGAGAUCUAUCAAGAGGAGAUUGGAAGACAAGAAGAACUGCUGAAGAGAUCUGAAGAGCAGCAAAAGCAUGAAGAAGAGGAAGAAUCAAGAAGAAACAUUCAAGUCCCAAACUUGAAGGGCAAGUGGGGCAGAUACACUCAGCUCUGGGCUCGAACGGAAAGACCACCCGAACAAGAAGUCAUCCUGGAGUUGGAAGACCUCGACCCGACUGAAGCUGCUCGAGUUCUGCCAGACUACAUCUGGGUAAAUGCUGGUCUUGAUCCCCAAGCAGUGAGGGAAAUGCUCUUAAGGAUCAGCCUCCCUCAAAUCACCCAAAUGGAGCAAGAAGAAAAAAUUAAGGCAGAUGGGAAGGACACCCCAAAGAAAGUCAGGCCCCGUCAAAGGAGCCUUUCCCCGCAGAGACACGUUUCGCCACCUCAUGGCCGACGCUCACUCAGUGCAGACAGUGAUCGACCAAAGAGCCCAUCCUGUGAUAUCUCCUUAAGUUGUAAGAAUUGCCGUGCUCAAGAAGGAUUCACUGUGCGCCCCAUCCAUGCACUGCAGCCUAUUCCACAGGUGGAUGGAUGUGCAGAUUCUGACGGUAGUGAAGACGAGAGCUCAUCUCUCAAGUGUCCUAAGUGUAAAAGUGUGUAUCGAACCAAUGAGAGUGCUCAGAAGCACAUGGCUACAUGUUCUUUUGAAGUGGAUAGCUCUGACAGUGAAGCAGUUGAAGCAAUGGAACAUGAAAGUUCCCUGCCUCUUUCAGGAAUGCCUGCCUCACAUAAUUCUGAAAUGUCAGGCUCACAAAGUUCUGGAAUGUCAGUCUUGGAGAAUUCUUACCCCCCUAUUCCUGAAAAUUCACAAAGUACAAGGCCUCAAGAAAAUAAUGUUCCAGAUCCACCACAGCUUCAUUCAGAUCCUCUGGCAGCCAUUCCUAUUGGGCACAGACCUACAUUUGACUUGUGUGACCCUUUACCAGUUGAAGGCAAGAAAACAGGGAUGUCAGAUUCUCUUGCUGCACUGCAAAGGGUUGUGAAUGAGAAGUUUCUUGAGAGUGAGGCUUCCAUGCCUUCCCAAAGACUGUCACCAAGUUUGUCUGAUCACAGGAAGAUGCGCCAUCGAAAGACAUUGAGGAUGGGAAUGUGCAGCUCUUUUCCAACUCCAUCCACAUCUCAUCAGUCUACAAAUGGCUCUCUGACUGCUGAUGCCAUGCCUCAGCCACCCAAGCAAGUUGUUUAUGCAAAUGUAAAUCAAUGCGCAAUGCAACAGGCAUCCCCAUUACCAACUGACGGGAGCCAGACAGGAGUUACCAUGCCAUACAUGUAUGGCAUUCAAGCACCAAUGGCUAUGCUGAGUCAUCCCAUAUCCAUGGCCCAACCUCAACUUCAGACUCAGCUUAUUCAGCUACCAGAUGGCUCUGUGGUUCAGACUGUCUCUUACCCUCAACAACAGGCACAGGGCCAACUGACACAUCAAUAUGUUCCUUCCCUGGGUGCAUUCGUCCCACAGCAUCUUGCAGCUGUUCCCCAGGUUUACCAAGUCGUACAAGGUCAAGAUGGGCUCAUGUAUUACGUGGCCCAGUCCAUUCAGCCAAUCAUGCCCCAAAUGCCCAUCAUAACGCCUGGUGCCGCUCAUGUUGUUUAUCAGCCGAGUUAUGUCCAGCAGAGUUUCCCAGUCGAGUACAGCAUCCCGAGACCUGAGACAGUGCAACCGUCUACCCCUUCUCAUCCACAGAAGAUCUUGCCAAAGCCAACUCCAGUACCUGAAGUAUCUGAAUCUGGUAAAUCAGAAUCUAGACAACAGACCCAGGAUAUUUCUAUGUUCCCCUUUGCCUCUGUGCCAGGUCCUUCCCAAGCUCCCAUCCCUGUUCCUCCUAGUGUCCCUCUUUCUGCAACUGUUCCUGUUGCACCUCAGGCAUCAGUUGCAUCUGCUUGCACUUCACCACUGAGCAGUGUUGCAAGUGCACCCUCCCCAGGUAGUGGUGACACAUCGGCAGAAGACUCUGGGAUCAUGUCCGAUAGUCAGGCGAACGGAAGGGUGCAGAGUCCAUGCCUGGACUCCGAUCUCUUCCAACCUAGUCAGGAAAGUAAUGCAUUGGCCAGGAGUCAGGAGAGGACUCAAGAGAGUAUGGACUCCUCUCUUCCCAACAACAGGCAUCCAAUCCAAGUGAAAAAGUCCAUCAAACCUGUUGCAGUCACUCCCAAGCCAGAUCAACCCUCUGCAGUGGUUCAACACCAUCGUGUUACUGAGCUGAAAAAGGCAGAAUCCUCUGGCAGCUCUUCACCUACAAAGCCUGAGACCACAAAUGCAGUCACAACUCCUGCCCUGUUACUUAAAGCCAAACUUCAUGAGAAGGAAGCUGAGGUAACUGUUUUCCCACCAAAAAUCUCUGGCAAAGCAGCUAAGAUCAUGAAUGGUAAGAAGCCAGCAGAAAGAACCACCAAGGCCCAUAUCGUUUUUGAAGUGAAGAGUCAAGAUGGAGUAGUUUUCAAAUCUAAUAGUCUGGAAGAAGCAUGGCAGUGUCUCCUUUCUGCCGUCCAAGAUGCUCGACAGGCUCAAGGACUGCCAUCUUUCCCGUCUACUGCAUUGUCGGGUCUUCAGCUCUCUGGUCUCUCCCAUUCGUACCUGCAGUACCUCUUGGAACAAUUACCGGGUGCUAACGAAUGCACCAAGUACGUGUUCCGCUUCCACCAGCCCCCAUCAUUGGAUCAAGAGACCAUACCGAACGCAACCGGCUGUGCUCGGACCGAGGGAUUCAAGCGGAAUCCAGCUCAGGGUUCCAAAGACCCGUUCAGUUUCCUCGGAUCUUCGCAUCGUCCUCGACCAGUGCCCAGCGUGGAGACUACAGACACGGAAACCCUGAACCAGGGCUCAGUGAAAGGUGCCAAAUCCACGGAGCUUCCCUUGGCCAUGCGCUAUCGACACAUGAGGGAGAAUCGUAAGAAUGCGGUUGGUGUUCAUAGAUCUGAAAUCCAUGGCCAGGGACUGUUCUCCAAGAGGAGCAUGGAUGCGGGAGAGAUGGUCAUGGAGUAUACGGGAGAGGUGAUUCGCUCAGCUGUAGCCGACAUUCGAGAAAAGAUCUACGAGAGCAAGGGGAUGGGCUGCUACAUGUUCCGCGUGGACGAGGACACCGUCAUCGAUGCCACCAUGGCAGGCAGUUCUGCCAGGUUCAUCAACCAUUCCUGCGAGCCCAACUGUUACUCUCGAGUGGUGGACAUCCUGAGCGAGAAGCGGAUCAUCAUCUUCGCGUCGCGGCCCAUCAAGAAAGGCGAGGAGCUGACGUACGACUACAAGUUCCCCCUGGAGGAGGACAAGAUCCCUUGCAUGUGCAAGGGCAAGAGGUGUCGGAAGUAUCUCAACUGAGGAUUCCUCGUGCUUUUUUGUUUUAUUUACACCAGACCUGUGUUGCGACGAUUUCGAGUCAGGUCUUCGUUGUGCGUCCUGAUCGAGAAUGAAUUUUCGGUAACUCCAUCUACAGCGUUGGCACCAUUCUAUUAUUGUCAGAAUCAGACCGCAAUGUCCAAUAAUAUUUUUAGAAUGAAGUCCCUUUUUCGGA
Darwinula stevensoni is the source of this 9766-nucleotide messenger RNA. NCBI's taxonomy places the organism in Eukaryota, Metazoa, Arthropoda, Ostracoda, Podocopida, Darwinulidae. The record is from the annotation of a GenBank genome assembly.